Messenger RNA from Lutzomyia longipalpis, 786 nucleotides. RefSeq lists its product as uncharacterized. The record is from RefSeq and is a predicted model, not a curated record. NCBI's taxonomy places the organism in Eukaryota, Metazoa, Arthropoda, Insecta, Diptera, Psychodidae. The coding region runs from base 7 to 375 and encodes 122 amino acids. The transcript has 3 exons.
UUCGCAAUGAUUCGAGUUAAACGUUGUCGAUUUUCUGCAAUUUUUGCCUUAAUUAUCUCUUUGUUAAUCAUGGCGGCCAAUUUUAAUUCCGUUGUGGCACCACCUGGUGCUAAUCCGGGUAAGAAAUGGGACAAAGGUUGGAACAACGAUUGGAACAAUGGCUGGAAUAAAAAUGAAUAUUAUGGACAAAGUGGCAGUUCAGGAGGAAGUUCAGCACAAAAUUCAACCCAAAGCGGUGGAAGGAAGCUCGUAAUCAAUCAGGAGCAGGAUGGCCUUUCAAUUUUAAGUCCAAAUCUCGACAGCACAAAUUUGGCUUUGGGAAUUCCAAUUGUUGAUUCUAUCGUAAACGGCAGUAGUACAAUUCAAAGAGGUUGAAGCGCCAUCUUUGUCCUUUAAAACUAUAAGCCUAACAAUGUAUAAAUUAAUAAAGAGACAUUAAGGACGAUUUCCCAAUAAAGAGAGUAAUUAAAAGAAAACUGUUUGUUGUAAACGAUAUAAAUUCGUUUAUUUGCAAUAAUGUUAAAAAAAAAUUCUAAAAAUAAAAUCACGAUUGCUACAGGGGAGAAAGAGGUUUAAUGUUAAACCUUCUAAAUAAUAUUGCGUUUUUGAAACUAUGCAACAUAUUCAACAUAUUCAAUGACAGAGAAAUCUUGGAAAUUCCAAGAAUUUGUACUGAAAUUUCAACAAUUUCAAGGAUUUCUUGGUGGCUGAAUACGACACUAUUAACCCUUUCGCGUUAAUGUGAAACAUGCCCUUUUUAUCACAUUAUUUAUUCUGUGGAUGCUU